Molecule: messenger RNA, 1808 nt
Organism: Argentina anserina (silverweed cinquefoil)
Lineage: Eukaryota; Viridiplantae; Streptophyta; Magnoliopsida; Rosales; Rosaceae
Product: putative F-box/FBD/LRR-repeat protein At4g00315
Exons: 3
Coding region: 222-1628 (468 amino acids)
Molecular function (GO): protein binding
Source: RefSeq, a predicted model, not a curated record
AGAGCGAGAGAGAGUCUCGCUGAGUUAAAAAAAAGCUAGCUGAAAAACUACGAGCCCUAACCAGAGCCAAGCAGCUGAAAACGAAAAUGGAAGGUUGAGUUCCACACAUUUCGGGUAAAUUUGCCUCCUUUUCAUUUGUGUUUGCGUUUCAUUCUCAGCCCUGUUGUUAAUUUUAAGAAAUUUGGAGCUGAUAAUAGAGUAGGGUAGGAUUGGUAGAAGAAAUGGGGAUUGGGUCCAGAAGUAAGAAGAAGAAGAAGGUAGUAAAAAAGGGUGGGAUUGAUAGGAUCAGUACAUUGCCUGAUGAAAUAGUUCUUCACAUACUUGGAUUGAUGCCCACUUUAGAUUCUGUAAGGACCUCUGUUUUGUCUAAAAGAUGGAACAACAUGUGGAACUUGGUUCCCAAUCUGGACUUGGACGACCGUAGAGAUUUCCCUGAUGAGCAUGAUGAUGAUGAUUGUAAUCCUUUUGCGAGGUUUGUCUGCGCUGUACUAUAUGCUCGAAACAUAGACAUAGCAAAGUUCUCGCUGUCGGUUGUCAGACCCCCUUACUUUGCUAUUGAUUUAGCUGUCAUUGAUGACUGGUUUUGCGCUGUUGUUAGGCGUAAAGUUGUUGAAUUGGACUUUGAAUUUUGUAUGGGUGAGGAAUUUGUGUUUACGAUACCUCGGUGCUUAUUGAUGUGCAAGACAUUGAGGGUUUUGAAGCUAGCUGUGUGGGACUUCGACUUUCCUACUGAUCUUCCUGCAUCAGGCUGUUUUCCAAGUCUGAAAGUCCUCCAUGUUGCCUUGUCCGGUAAUAAUCUAUUUCAAAUGGAAAAUCUGUUCUCGUGCUGCUCUGUGCUUGAAGAUCUAAUUAUCGACGGAAAUGUGGACAUUGGGGACGCUGAUAUAGGUUACAAUUUCAAUGUUUCGGUGCCUCAAGUGAAGACACUGAACAUAAGUUUUCAUGUGUGGUUGGGGAGAAAAGGUUCUCGUGUAUUUGAAUAUGAUUCAGAGCAGUUUGAGACUCGUAUUAAUGUUUAUAUCGAUGCCCCAAAGCUUGAAAAACUUGAUCUUGGAAGGGAUGGUUUCACAAAUUAUGUUCUCAUGAGAGCCAAGUCCCUGGUUAAUGCCAGUAUAGAUGUCAAAGAUUCUAGAAGAGAACACCCCCCUCACUUUCCUUCUUGUGCUACUGCGCUUCUGGUUGCUGUUUCUAAUGUGAGAUAUCUGUCUCUUGUGGCUCCUUGGUCAAAGGAUUGGCUUCUCCCCGCUUUUGAUAAUUUGAAGCAACUGAAGUUAGUUCUUGUGCAUGGCAAAUACUGGGAACUGCUGCCUGAGUUUCUUUGCUCCGCCCCUAAUCUCGAAGAUUUGGUCUUAGAAAAUAAAAGCCAAGGUGAAAAACAAAAUGCGAGGUGUGAAUGGAGUCUGCCAAAGGAUGUUCCUACUUGCUUGUCAUCACACCUGAAGACCAUCUCCAUAAGUGGAUUCAGGGGACUGCAGGCUGAGAGGGAAAUAGCCAAGUAUCUCUUGAAGAAUGGUUCUUGUUUGGAUAAGAUGCUGAUUUACACAGACUGUGUGUUUGCGUUAAGAAAGUUUCACAAGGAGUUUUCAAUGUUUCAGAGGAAGGGCCGAGUGGAGUUCAUUCAGAUGUAACCAAGGAGUUCAAUCCAUCUCCUGGUCGCAGAAGAGUUGUACAGUUGAUGUAACAAACUUGCAGUCUGUUGGUGAAAGUUUUGGCACGCUUAGUACUGUUUGAAACUAUUGUAAGCUUGUGCCGUAUGAUUUGUAGUGGUAGACACCCUUGUUUUUCAAUUUAAUCGGUUACUUUUCAAC